CCCCGGGAGACGGGGGCGGGGCAAACCUGCUGACGCCAGACUUAAGCAGACAGGAACGGAACCCCUUUUUGCCCCUUUGACUUUAGACAUGCACCAUCUCAGUUUACUUCACAUAAAAUCUUUGGUAAAACUUGAACAUACGCCUUUUUAUAAAGUUGCUAAGAUUUUUUUUGGCAUAUUUUCGGUCGAAAGUUAAUGUCGUAACCUAGCUUAUUUAUUGUUGUCGUUUCUUGCCUGAAUGUACUUUUUUUGCAUGAUAAUAAACUGAAGCUGGAGUCAGCUCCCAAUUCGCCACCUUCUUGUCCGAAUUUUCUCGAUCCACCUGAAAUGGUGCAGCAGUUGCAAGGUGCCACGAUGUAACUGGUGCGCUAUUAAAUGUGGAACUGGACUCGUCGAACAAGAAGCUGGUUAAUAGUUUGGUUAACAGUUUCAGACUCGUGUAUGGACGGACAAGGGAAAAUGCAUUUUGAGAAGGUCUCGCAGUAGCUAAAUUAUUCUCAAGAGUCCAUCCCAAACUCGGUGUGAUGUCACUCCUACACCCUGCCGAGGCUACCGCGGUGUCUGCUGCUCCCGAAGGCGAACCGUUUGUCACUUGCUUCUCAUAAAGUCACAUCGAUCUGUUACACAGAUCCUAUGGAUCCUCGCGGGAGCGUGACGGUGGUGCUGACAGGCAUUUCACAGAGUUAAGCAAGGUGACAAAAGCAGAGGAAAGCGCGACCUGUUUGGGACAGAAUGCUGCGGAAGGAGGCGCCUCGGUGCUACCAGGAGUUCAGUGAUGAGGACUGUGGAAGAGCAUCUGUAUCUCACCAGCACAAUACAGAUGCUGCCCAGGAUCAAGAUGAAGCCAGCUGUGAUGCCACAUCAGAUGAUGUCAUGGACAAUAAUCAAAUAUCAACUGCCUUCAACAAAGCUUGUGUGAAGAACGUCUUCACAGUCAUCCUUGUUUUCAGCUACCUUCUGCUAAGUGCGGUGGCUGCAUUUUUGGCCUACCAAACUAUUUCUGACUUCCUGGAGAAGCUCAAUCAUCCUGUGAUGUCGGUGUCCUACAAAGAGGUCGAGGAGUUUGCUCCCCCAGGAAUUGCACUGUACCCAGGAAAGGCUCAGUUAUUAAGUUGUCAGCACCACUAUCAUGACUACAUUCCACCUGGUUUAACAGGCCAGAGUAAGGAGAACAACUGUGUAAUAGAGCAAGUCAUUUAUAGUGACCCAUACGCCAACCACACUAGACAUGCCUUGGUGGUUGAGGGUCCGACAGAUGUCCGAAACCGGGAGCUCUUAUUCCUCCAGUUCAGUCAAAAUGAAACUGAGGAGGACUUCAGUGCUAUCAGUUAUAUGCUGUUUGCUCAGUUCAGUGAUAUGACUGAAAGCUCAGACAAGGCUGCAUUUAUGAGGGAUUGUGAAAGGAAUUAUUCAAUGUGGACUUUCUCUGGUGGCUUUCGUACGUGGGUCAAAAUGUCUUUGGUCAGGACAUCUGGGAGAGGAAAUGAAUCUGUGGAAUUCAGGCAAGAGUCCAAUGUUGUGAAGUAUAACGACAGAAGGCCUCCACAAGAGAAAACGAAUGAGCUUUUCUUUGUCGUGUUCCAGUGGCGAGAUCCAUUCAUACAGCAAGUUAAAGACAUAGUCACAGCAAACCCCUGGAACACCAUAGCCAUUCUGUGUGGUGUCUUCAUGGCUCUUUUUAAAGCAGCAGACUUUGCUAAACUCAGUAUUAAGUGGAUGAUCAAAAUUCGCAAAAGAUCCAGGAGGGCGAAAAUUCGGGAAAUGAACCAAAUCAGCUGAAAAGAAUGUCAGCCUUGACAUCCAUUGUCAAACCUUUUCAAUAUUAAGUGAAUGAAUUUUAACUUUGAAGGACUGAACUGUUUUAUAAUUUUAUUAUGAACUUCAACACAAUUUUGAAUUAUUCUGCUUCACAUUUUGUUGGAUCAGUUUUAUUUGACAGUGUGAAAUCACUACUGAAAUUGUAGAAUAUGCUUCAUUGCAUAUAAAAAAAUAAAGGGACAGUGUGCAAUCAUAAAGACAGAUGACUGGAAAAUUAAAUGCCACACUGAUCUUAAUAUGGCAGCUGUCUUUUUUUUUUUCCUAUUUGACUUUCCCUUUGUAGAGUUACAUCUGAUACUUUUACAUCUGAGACAUCUUGUAGAGUUACAUCUGAGACAUCUUUUACAUCUUGUAGAGUUACAUCUGAGACAUCUUUUACAUCUUGUAGAGUUACAUCUGAGACAUCUUUUUUAGGGCAUAAGCUGAUAUUAAAAUGACUGAAAUAAU
Messenger RNA from Pygocentrus nattereri (red-bellied piranha), 2265 nucleotides. It is a transcript of the gene pacc1, whose product is annotated as proton activated chloride channel 1. NCBI's taxonomy places the organism in Eukaryota, Metazoa, Chordata, Actinopteri, Characiformes, Serrasalmidae. The coding region runs from base 733 to 1779 and encodes 348 amino acids. The record is from RefSeq and is a predicted model, not a curated record. The transcript is spliced from 9 exons.